This is a messenger RNA of Grosmannia clavigera kw1407, 294 nucleotides long. RefSeq names its product 40S ribosomal protein s25. Gene Ontology annotation, cellular component: cytosolic small ribosomal subunit. The record is from RefSeq and is a predicted model, not a curated record. The transcript has 3 exons. Gene Ontology annotation, molecular function: structural constituent of ribosome. Lineage: Eukaryota; Fungi; Ascomycota; Sordariomycetes; Ophiostomatales; Ophiostomataceae. Bases 1 to 294 code for a protein of 97 amino acids.
AUGGCGCCCGCAAACACUGGUGCGAAGAAGCAGAAGAAGAAGUGGUCGAAGGGCAAGGUCAAGGACAAGGCCCAGCACGCCGUCAUCCUCGACAAGUCCACUUCCGAGAAGCUGUACAAGGAUGUGCAGUCCUACCGCCUCGUCACCGUUGCCACCCUCGUCGACAGACUUAAGAUCAACGGUUCCCUGGCACGGAAGUGCCUGAAGGAUCUUGAGGAGAAGGGCCAGAUCAAGCAGGUCGUCAGCCACAGCAAGAUGAAGAUCUACACUCGCGCCGUUGGUGGCACUGACUAA